Messenger RNA from Bursaphelenchus okinawaensis, 1128 nucleotides. The record is from the annotation of a GenBank genome assembly. NCBI's taxonomy places the organism in Eukaryota, Metazoa, Nematoda, Chromadorea, Rhabditida, Aphelenchoididae.
AUGGGCAAUUGUUUACCUUUUAUGCAUUUACGACGGUCAGAUGAUACUGAGCAGCUAGAGGAAAGGAAUUCGGGCAACAGCAGAUCUGAUAACCAACAACGUCAAUCCUCAUCUAGAAGGUCUAGAUCUCAUGCGGUAAGCUUUUUAUGUUUAUUUUUUAGAUUUUGAGGGUUACUUUUAUUCUUAAUUAAUGUUUUUAAGUUUUAAAUCUAUAUAGUUUUUAUAAAAGUAAGAUUGAAUAUCUGAUGCCUAUAACAAUAUAAUAUAAAACUGUUUUCAGAGCUCCUAUGUAAACCAACUGUACGCAUCGUCCAAUGCCUACAUGGAAGAAGGCGAACAGCAGGCAAUUGACGAAAAACGAAAGGCCAGAGUGCGUGGUAUAUUAGCUUCAAUUCCAAUCUCACAAUACGAACUGGGUCAAUCCAUUAACGAUGAGUAAGUUGAUGUCUGCGUUUUUAUUUGAUUUAAUUUUUAGAGCAAUUAGUGAUGAACGUCUGUUAAAGAGGUUGUAAAAAUUUAAACUUGAUUAAUUUAAUGAAGAGGAAGUUAGGUGCAUAUUUAUUUAGAUUAUUUACAGGUAUAGAGGGCUUGCAGGAAAUUUAAUGUAACUUUUUGACUUUUUUAUAGAUAUUUAUGAUGUUUUGCACAUAUGUGAUAUAUAGUAUUAUGCAUGUUGUGGUAAAUUUUGAAAAAUAUCCAUAGUUUUACAAAAAAGUUAUUGCGACAUUACCCUAGCCAGCUUUUGUAGAUCACACUUGGUCAAACUUUUAGUGUUUUUAUGCAGAAAUUAAUGUUUUAGUAAGUAAUAGUUGACAUUAACAGAUGAAGUUGAAUGUUGUGUAUCUUUUAAAACUAAUUUUACGUGUACAGUCACUUAGAUUUUUUGAUCAUUCACCUGUUUCCAGAUGUGCCAUAUGUAUGUUGGACUUCGAACCAACUGAAUCGAUUCGAUAUCUGCCUUGUAAGCAUGGUUAUCAUGUGGACUGUAUCGAUGAUUGGUUGCUACGAUCAUUCACUUGCCCAUCGUGCAUGGAGCCAGUGGAUUCGGCGUUACUUUCAGUAUUUACAGCCAGUUCAGGUAUAGCUGACAUUGCAUCAAUACCCAAAGCUACAUCAUCUAGAAGCUGA